Molecule: messenger RNA, 655 nt
Organism: Brassica rapa (field mustard)
Lineage: Eukaryota; Viridiplantae; Streptophyta; Magnoliopsida; Brassicales; Brassicaceae
Source: RefSeq, a predicted model, not a curated record
AGCGUGAGAGAGUCAUUCAUGUUUUUUUACGCAGAAAAGAGUUAUUCGUGUCUUCGUCCAACUUAUCUAUAAAAUCACAUCGUCUCUUGUUUAAUCCACAUAUCAUCUCUCUAACUAUCUCACCCACACUCUCUCUAGAUUUUCUUACGAUAGCGUAAUACGUACGAAGAAAACCGUUCGUGUGCAAAAGGAUGAGGUGUAGAGGGCUUCAAGUUCGGAGAAGAAAGAGAGUAAUGGUUAAUGUGAACUCAAGGAAGCUCAUGACCCGUCUCCGGCAGAUGGUUGCUCCGGAAACGAUUUAUUCAGGUGAAGUUGACGAUAACACACUUUACCGUCUCACGGCUGAUCACAUUUUGCUACUCCAAGCAAGAGUCCAACUUCUUCGUCGUAUUUCUUCUUUAUGUGGUCUUUAGAUCGAAGAUCCAUAACCAUAUAUUCACGUGGCUGAAAUAAACGAAGCAACGGUAUAAUCGUGGAACAAACGUCUAUUUUAUUAUAUAUUUUCUUAAUUUAGUGAUCUUGGUUACUCGUAAAUUAUGAUGUCUACUCUAUAAUUUGAUGUAAUUAUGUGGAUUUAUAUUUGUGUUGUAUUUUAUUGUGAAUUGUGAGUAGUCCUUUUACAUGCACGCAGCUUUGACCGCGUGUCUAGUACCCA